AUGCCUUCCGAGCCAGGAGAUGUGCCUUGGUGCCAUGCUGGCAAUGGGGAUGUCAAGUCUGCACUCGAUGACGUUUCUUCUCCGAAUAGCAUAUAUGUCAACGGCCUGAACACAUGCUGGAUCGAACAACCUGGAUCAACAUCUGGACAAUGGUUUGGCUUUCCCUCAUAUUGCAAGUAUGCCAUCGGUGUCAAAGGUAUUUACGGGUGCACACUGGUGAUUGUCGUGUCCGAGAAGGGUGUGUACAUUUCACACAUCUGGGAGAACCCGGUGUUCAUCGAUGGAUGUUGCAUGCCAACUAAGGAUGACUGGUUCAAGAAGCAUACACUCGAUGCUCUCCGCGAUGGAACCGAAUAUACGCAAAGUGUGGCUUCUCUAAUCGGGACUGACCAGAACCCUGGUGUUCUAAAUGCAAUCUAUGCACCCAAAGUGUUCGUGCUCACACCCUUCGCCACAGAUCUCGAUAAACAGUGGCCGGGAAUCGCCACCCAGCUGAGGUAUCAACAUCGCGCGAAAGAGCUUGCUAGAAUGAUAGCAGAGAUAAUCCCUGGUUCUGGCGGGGAUGGGAUCACCGUGGGCUAUACGCGUACGGGCCUGGCCGAAUCCAGUAAGCAACCAGGCGUGGCAGGGAGGACCAUUGUUGAGGUCCAGCCGUUUCACAUGUGGCUCGUUCCGCCUGGGCAUUGCCCCUUUGCAGGUCUCCAAAUUGGCCGUUGGCGUCUCUGGGUGGAGGACAAAUUGAUCACCUACCAAGACUUCUGGUGUCCCCCGGAGAUGGUCCAUGGGUAG
Messenger RNA from Penicillium bovifimosum, 789 nucleotides. RefSeq lists its product as uncharacterized. Bases 1 to 789 code for a protein of 262 amino acids. The transcript is spliced from 2 exons. NCBI's taxonomy places the organism in Eukaryota, Fungi, Ascomycota, Eurotiomycetes, Eurotiales, Aspergillaceae. The record is from RefSeq and is a predicted model, not a curated record.